Molecule: messenger RNA, 1933 nt
Organism: Hydractinia symbiolongicarpus
Lineage: Eukaryota; Metazoa; Cnidaria; Hydrozoa; Anthoathecata; Hydractiniidae
Product: synaptotagmin-1-like
Exons: 2
Coding region: 41-1378 (445 amino acids)
Biological process (GO): regulation of calcium ion-dependent exocytosis; cellular response to calcium ion; regulation of dopamine secretion
Molecular function (GO): phosphatidylserine binding; calcium-dependent phospholipid binding; calcium ion binding
Source: RefSeq, a predicted model, not a curated record
AAAAUCUCAACGAAAAGAAACCUCUCUAAUUCCAGAAUAUAUGAAAAUUCUGCGCAUCUAUAAUAAAACACGCAGCUCCAAAACUAAAAAAAUUAAAAUUUCAUAUUUAUCAUUGCACAUGCGGAAACGAUCGACGUUUUUUGAAGCGGAACCACCGCUAGGAGCGGCGGAAGCGCCCGCAAUUAACGAAUCAGAUGGACCUGACUUUAAGGAGAUAUUACAAAAGGUUUUAGAAACUAUACGUGUUUACUAUGGCAUAUUUUGGGCUUGGCUUGAAACAUUGCCAUUGAAACCUGAAGAAACUUUAAGUAUAGCUGCUGGUAUAUUAUUCAUCUUAUUUAUUGUGACUUGUUGUGUAUGCUGCAGAUACUGUUGCCGAGAUAAGGAAAAGAAAAAGGAAGUCAAGGAUAAAUUAGAUUUACGGAAAAAUCAUUUAUUUGGUCCACAUUACGCAGAGAGAGUUCAACCUCGUUUUGACGAAAUUGACUAUAACAUUGAAAGCACGAUGUUCGAUGCUUUAGCAGAAAUUAAACUGGGUCAAGUUAGAUUUUCAUUAGACUUCGACAACGAAGAGAAUAUUGUAGAGAUAAUCGUGCAUGAAGCAAAGGAUAUUCCCGCAGCUGACAUUUCCGGUUACUCUGACCCGUAUGUUAAAGUUUUACUGAAACCUGCUGGUAAAAAAGAAUACAAAACAAAAACUAAGAAAAGCACACUAUGUCCGGUGUACGAAGAAACCUUUUAUAUAAAAAAUGUUACCUACCCAGGGCUAACCAACAGUACUUUAUGGUUAAAAGUCUACGAUUUUGAUAGGUUUGGUGGGCAUGAUUUGCUGGGUGAAGCAAAAAUACCGGUAAACGAUUUAGAUUUAACAAAAGGUAAAUUAACACAGUGGAGGGUAUUGGUACCGGAGUUUAAAUCAGAAGUCGGAACAUUCGGUAAAAAGACUGGACUUGGUGAUAUAUGCAUAGGACUCGGUUAUUCACCGAACUCCAGUGUUUUAGCUAUAUUUGUCUUGAGUUGUAAAGACCUACUCUCAGUGGACGACGGAGGAUUUUCAGAUCCAUAUGUUACUCUCUUUUUAAUUCAAGAUGGAAAGAAAAUCAAGAAAAGGAAAACAACAGUCAAACUUCGAACUUUAAAUCCUGCCUUUAACGAAUCGUUUGCGUUCGAAGUCGAUUUCGAAAAAAUCGAAGAAACUUCCUUACUUUUUGUUGUGGCAGAUUAUGAUAAAGGCCAACCUGGUGAACCAAUAGGACAGUGUAUGAUUGGCCAGCUUGGACAAGGCUUGGGAGCAAAACACUGGGAAAAAAUGAGAAGGUCGCCUGGAAAGCCGAUAUGCUUUUGGCAUAUGUUAAAACCUGUGCUUGUGCCAGAAUAACCUUCUCAUUGUAUUCUCAAUUUAACAAAUAAAACUUCCUCUUGCUUUCUCUUGUUACGUUAUUUAAAAGCAAAGAUUCGUUAUUUGUCGGAAAAACGGAUGUUUUUUAGACUUGUUGAAGGAAAGUUCAUAUAGAUAAGACUAAUUGCUCCUAACUAUGUGUUGAUUUUUUUCAUACGUAUUUUAAAACCACAGUUUUAUUUAAACACGUGUGCAUUUCGUAACCACGAUAACCUUGUAGUAUGGAUAAAGUUCAUUUUUUUUUCUUUCUUUCGCACGCUGUGUAAUGUGAUCCUUUACAAUAUUAUCACCCUGAAAAAUCUUAAUAGCUGCCGAAAAUUGCUGUUUGCCGGAUAUCUAUGACUUGUAUAUACUUCCGAUACCUUCUUCGUGGGUGCUUUUAAGUGCGACACUUCUUUGUCUUGUCAGGAAAGUUGUAUACCCGAUGGAACAUAGUUGCUUAGGGUGAAGGAAACAAUAACAAAUUCCUAAACUUCCUUAUUAUUCAACCUCUGAAAAUACAAAAUUUCUAAAUAUACAAGUUUUUUUUUCUUU